Messenger RNA from Lemur catta (Ring-tailed lemur), 3594 nucleotides. RefSeq names its product adaptor related protein complex 3 subunit mu 1 (gene AP3M1). The transcript has 9 exons. Lineage: Eukaryota; Metazoa; Chordata; Mammalia; Primates; Lemuridae. The coding region runs from base 326 to 1582 and encodes 418 amino acids. Gene Ontology annotation, biological process: endocytosis; intracellular protein transport. The record is from RefSeq and is a predicted model, not a curated record. Gene Ontology annotation, cellular component: cytoplasmic vesicle; clathrin adaptor complex.
CCCACUGCAGGGGACCCCAGACUGAGUUAGGCUGCAGAUUAACGCCUGAAUCCAGGCAGCGCGAAGCCCGCCAUUCUUCCAGAUCCUGGGUGAUCUAAAAGAUUUAGAGCCUAAGUUUCAAGAGCCGUCUUUCCUGUCAUUUAACGUCUUCCUGCUUAUUUAAUCUUUCUAACACCGUAGACCAAAGUCGGUGUCUUUGAAGCUGUUAAAUCAGGCAAACUCCUGGGCACUCCAACUGCGGGGUCCUCACGGCCUUCUCUGCUGCCUCAGCUUCGGUCCGAGGGGACCCCGCGCCGAAUCGCCGACCUGCCCAGGUGUCGGGAAAAUGAUCCACAGUCUAUUUCUCAUAAACUGUUCUGGUGACAUAUUUCUAGAGAAGCACUGGAAGAGUGUUGUGAGCCAGUCUGUCUGUGAUUAUUUCUUUGAAGCUCAGGAAAAAGCUGCUGAUGUUGAGAAUGUACCACCUGUCAUUUCAACACCUCACCACUACCUCAUCAGUAUCUACCGUGAUAAGCUUUUCUUUGUGUCUGUCAUACAGACUGAAGUGCCACCUCUCUUUGUAAUCGAGUUCCUACAUCGAGUUGCUGACACUUUUCAGGACUACUUUGGUGAGUGUUCAGAGGCUGCAAUUAAGGAUAAUGUGGUCAUAGUAUAUGAACUCUUAGAAGAAAUGUUAGACAAUGGAUUUCCACUGGCUACUGAAUCUAACAUUUUGAAAGAAUUGAUUAAACCACCAACAAUUCUACGUUCUGUUGUCAACUCUAUUACAGGCAGCAGUAAUGUUGGGGAUACACUCCCCACUGGGCAGCUGUCCAACAUCCCGUGGCGUCGGGCAGGGGUAAAAUACACAAACAACGAAGCCUAUUUUGAUGUCGUUGAAGAAAUAGAUGCAAUUAUAGAUAAAUCAGGAUCUACAGUCUUUGCUGAAAUUCAGGGAGUCAUUGACGCUUGCAUUAAGCUAUCUGGAAUGCCUGAUCUCUCCCUUUCCUUCAUGAACCCAAGGCUUCUGGAUGAUGUCAGCUUCCAUCCCUGCAUCCGGUUCAAGCGCUGGGAAUCUGAAAGAGUCUUGUCAUUUAUUCCUCCAGAUGGAAAUUUCCGACUCAUAUCAUAUCGUGUCAGCUCACAAAAUCUAGUGGCAAUACCAGUAUAUGUAAAACAUAAUAUCAGCUUUAAGGAGAACAGUUCUUGUGGCAGAUUUGAUAUAACAAUUGGACCCAAACAGAAUAUGGGAAAAACUAUUGAAGGGAUCACAGUGACAGUUCACAUGCCAAAAGUUGUGCUGAAUAUGAACCUGACACCAACACAAGGCAACUAUACAUUUGAUCCAGUCACCAAGGUACUAACAUGGGAUGUGGGAAAAAUUACUCCUCAGAAGCUCCCAAGUCUUAAAGGACUGGUAAAUUUACAGUCUGGAGCACCCAAGCCAGAAGAGAAUCCAAGUCUCAACAUACAGUUCAAGAUCCAGCAGCUUGCUAUUUCAGGCUUAAAAGUAAACCGCUUGGACAUGUAUGGGGAGAAAUAUAAGCCAUUUAAAGGAGUCAAAUAUGUCACGAAAGCUGGAAAGUUCCAAGUGAGGACAUGAGAAGAGGCCAAAAUUUCUCAAGAUCAGUUUGUUUUCCAAGUGUCAUUACAAUUUAUUACUAUUAGGUACCAAGUGGGUGGGAAUACGUAUUCUAGUUAAAGCAUUUGUGUCGAGCUACAUACCGCUAACAAAGUAGCUUAGUAAUUAAUGUAGGGUUCUUAAGGAGCUUUAAGCUAAGGAAACUUUUUUAAUGACUUAGCUUAUUUUGUACCUUUUCACUUAGGAAGAUUUUGGAGGUGAUUUCUUCCACAGGGGGGUACCACCUGGACGCUGUACAUUGUAACAGUAAAGGCAGAAACUACAGUGAUAACCUCUCCUAAAACAAGUUAACUGGUUUCAUCCAGCAGGAGCGAUCUUAAUCUGUGACAUGAUGUGUCAGGUGCAGCCAAAUGUCACACCUUCUGAUCUUAGCCAUCCCAAAUCAGUGUCUCUCCCAACAGAGGAAAUCCUUCCCCACCCCCCAAGAAGUUUACAAAAACUGCCUCUUCAAGUGUUUGCCUUAUUCAGCUUUUCACUUGUGCCAUUAAGCAAGCACUGUAGCAAAAGCCACUUCCACAUGGCCCUGGCAGGGAGCACUGCUGCUCCAUGCUCCAUUCUCACUGUACUUGGUAUUGUAUUUUUUAUAAAUAAGAUUUUUAUGUAAAGCUCAGAUUUUGAUUUACAGGGACCUUGCUGCAGUAAAUAACAUCUCAAUUUUGUGCCACUGGUUCAGCUGUUAGCAUAAUAAAUAUCAUUUGUAUCAAAGGGGCAAAUGCUUUAUUAAGGUAGUAAAAGGGAACACUACUUCUGCUUUUAGGAAGUUUUUGCAAGCACAAGCAUUUGCACUUUUAAGCAAAUUAAAGUAGUAAAAGAUACUUAAGUGAAACCUUUGCCAUCUUCAUGUUUUAUAAACUUAAUCUAAUACCACUUAAACCGUAGUUAGCCUAAAUGCUUCAUGCCCCAGUUCAGCAAAAGGAGGAAAAUGUGCCUGCCUCACUAUCCUCAGUCUUUAUUAAUCUUUUAUCUUUUUGUUGCUGUUCUGAGGGGGUUGAAUUUGCCUGCAUCCCUCUUCAUAUCGUGUGCUUCCCAAGGGUAGAGUCAUAGACUCCUUCCUAAAACUGUUGUCAUACUUAUCACGUGAGUACUUAAAUGUCUCUGCUGUACUGACAAAAUAUAUGGAAGUGCAUUAUGAUGAGGCAGAAACAAAACCCUCAGUAACAUUGAUGAUACCACACUGACCAUCAUGGUUAGAAAGUCAGUCAACAGUUGUAUCAUUUCACUCAACUUCAUUGUGUCAUUUUUUCAACUUCACAGGCUUGGUAGUCCUGGCCUGGUUAUUUUGCCUCAUUAGACAUGAAGAAAUGGAGAAAGGCUGAAAGUUAAGAUACAAGUGCUUGUUCUUCACAUUUCCUUCUUGUUCUUAUUUAUACUGUUAGUUUUCUUCUCCUUGUGGCUCCAUUCUUUUCUUUCAGUCUUCUCAGUUUAUAGCUCACUUCCCUAUUAUGCUAAGGACAGCCCUUAUGCUCGAUCCUGUUUGUGCUGUUGAGGGCCAGUGGCUGGUGCUGGUAGAGGGGCCCACCCAGGGUGCAGCCUGCUUCUCAUCUAACAAAGGCCACUUUUGCAACUUCUAAAUUUCUAGAGUAACCAAUCUCAGAUUGGCAACUAAAGUCAAAAUGUUGCCAAAUAUUUAUUCCUUUUGCCUAAGGUUGGUUACCCAGUGCAAUUGCUUUUCAUUUUUAAUGUCUUACUCUUCAGAGUUCUUACCUCAAAAGAGCAGCAAGAACAUUUGCUUUUCUUUCUGCAUAAUCCCUAAUUCCAACAAUCCAUCCCUGGACUGUCCAGUUUCCUCCUAUGCUGUCUUCUAUCCAAGCAGAAUAUAUGCCAAGAGACCCUUGCCCCUAGCAAUUUCUGCUAUAUCCAAGUAGACUGUUUCCUUUCACAAUUAAAUUAUUAUAUUUAUUAAUUUGAUAGAAUUCACUAAACCGUUUCUCUAGCUCUGGCCAUACUAUCAAUAAAAAGAUGAAAGCAACAAA